This is a messenger RNA of Anopheles merus, 760 nucleotides long. RefSeq names its product guanine nucleotide-binding protein subunit gamma-1-like. NCBI's taxonomy places the organism in Eukaryota, Metazoa, Arthropoda, Insecta, Diptera, Culicidae. Gene Ontology annotation, biological process: G protein-coupled receptor signaling pathway. Gene Ontology annotation, molecular function: G-protein beta-subunit binding. The record is from RefSeq and is a predicted model, not a curated record. Bases 305 to 517 code for a protein of 70 amino acids. Gene Ontology annotation, cellular component: heterotrimeric G-protein complex. The transcript has a single exon.
AAAAUUUUCACCAAUAAAAAAAAAACUACGAACGAAACGAUCAUCCAAUUAAAGCUUUCUGGAAUCUCUUCGCUCGCAGCAAAAAGUCCCCACAAAGCCAAGUGCAGUUCACACGCCCUAAAUAAAAGACAUCGAUAUUCGGCCACAAGUCGUCAAUUGCCGUGAUCGCAGUUGUUCCCGUUCAGCCCGUUGGUAAAGCAAUCCGUGUUGCGGGUUUCGCAUAGCUGCACCUUCUUGUUAUUUUUUCUGUGCGCGGAAACUUCCCGUAAAAGCAUUCACCAUAGGGCUAUCCGAGACAGCCGUGAUGGAUAUAAUGGCCUCGAAUCUGCAGCAGCAACGAGCAAUCACCGAGCAGCUCCGGCGCGAAGCUGCCAUCCAGCGCAUCACGGUGUCGCAGGCCGUGGCGGACAUCGUGAAGUACGUGACGGAGCACCAGGCCGAGGACUGCCUGCUGGUCGGGUUCUCCAGCCAGAAGGUGAACCCGUUCCGCGAGAAGAGCUCCUGCAGCAUUCUGUAAGCUUGCCUGCACGAUGGAUGCUGCACUACUCGUUAGUUUUGCCCCCAUUUCUGCCGGAAUGUAGGAAACAGAUCCAGCGGAAGGAACAGCUCUAUCGUCACCUGGCGCGAUGACGUCAUCCGGAAAAAAAAGGGUGAGGAGGUAGUGUAGGAAGCAUGCUCAAAAUUGUACCGCCAAGAUAAAUUGAUGUGUUAAGUGUCUAUUUGGAAAUGGAGUAACCGUGCCCUCCCCGGUAAAAUGCAC